Molecule: messenger RNA, 4321 nt
Organism: Cynoglossus semilaevis (tongue sole)
Lineage: Eukaryota; Metazoa; Chordata; Actinopteri; Pleuronectiformes; Cynoglossidae
Product: solute carrier family 12 member 3-like
Exons: 27
Biological process (GO): potassium ion import across plasma membrane; chloride ion homeostasis; potassium ion homeostasis
Cellular component (GO): apical plasma membrane
Molecular function (GO): sodium:potassium:chloride symporter activity
Source: RefSeq, a predicted model, not a curated record
AUGGGGCAGUCCGGGUCCAGACUUAACACCAAUCCCUCUCACAUUCGCCGGGUUCGAUUCUCUUUUGACACUGGUGAAUCUGCUGGUGGCAGACGACGAGACAGUGACUUUGAAAUUCCUCCGCCGAUUUCAGACCUAGAUGUUGGGCACAGUGAAUCAGAGCGCAGGGGUUCGAGGGCAGAGCUGCGCAGAUCAUCCAUCUACAGCACCUUAGACUUGGUACCGCAGCUAGAGUACUACACCAGUACUUUGCCACGCUGGCAGAGGAGGAGUCGUCCUUCUCUGGAGGUUCUCCGCAAGACAACUGAUGACAUGGAGGCAGGAAACACCAGCAGGUCAGGAUCAGUCAGCAAUCUCCCAGACAGUGAACUACAGGAUUCUGGCAGAAAACCGCCAGCACGGUUAGGCUGGAUGACGGGAGUCAUGUUGAGGUGUAUGCUCAACAUGUGGGGCGUCAUCCUGCUUCUAAGACUGUCCUGGAUCACGUCUCAGGCUGGAAUCUUGCUGACCUGGCUGAUUAUCCUGUUGUCUAUGAUGGUAACCACGGUAACUGCUCUUUCCAUCUCUGCAAUGGCCACCAAUGGGAGAAUCACAUCAGGUGGGUCCUACGUCAUGAUCUCCCGCUCUCUGGGCCCUGAAAUCGGGGGCCCCGUCGGGAUGAUCUUCUCCUUUGCCAACACUCUGGCUUGUGCACUCAGCACAGUGGGCUUUGCAGAGGUGGUCAGUGAUUUACUGCAGGCGUUUGAUGUCACCAUGGUCAGUUACAUCAACGACAUCCGUAUUAUUGGUGUGAUCACCGUGACUGCCUUUCUUCUCAUUUCAUUUGCUGGAAUAAGAUGGGAUUCCAAGACACAUGUUUGGUGUUUCAUGUUGGUUUACAUAGUGUCUUUUGCCAAUUACUUUGUGGGUACAGUCAUUACUCCAAGUCCACAGACACAAGCCCAAGGCAUCUUUGGAUACCGCAGUGACAUUUUUGUAUCCAACCUCAAACCUGACUGGCGUGGCCCUGAAGGCACCUUUUUCCAAAUGUUUGCCAUUUUCUUCCCCUCCACCAUCGGCAUCCUGUGUGGAGCCAACACCUAUGAAAACCUCAGAGAACCCAGCACUGCUAUCCCCAAAGGCAGCCUCAUGGCCAUUUUGUGGACCACAAUUAGCUAUUUAGCCAUCUCAGCAACCAUCGGAUCUAGUGUGAUACGAGACGCUUCUGGAAACAUCAGUGACAUUGUAACAGCAAAUGUCACUGAUUACUGUGUGGGCCUUGGAUGCAACGUGGGCUGGAACUUCACAGCGUGCACGGAUCUGCAGUCUUGUAAAUACGGUCUGGCCAACAGUUUUUCGGUCCUGGGCCAAGCCUCUGGUUUUGCCUAUCUGGGAACAGGUGGUACUUUUGUGGCCAGUUUGACGUCUGCUCUUGGCUUUUUUGUUUCCGCUCCUAAAAUCUUUCAGCAUUUAUGUAGAGACAACAUUUAUCCAUACAUUGGAUUCUUUGCAAAAGGUUAUGGGAAAAGAGACGAGCCACUCCGGGCGUACCUCCUGUGCUACGUUGUUGCAUCAGCCUUUAUAGUUAUCGCUGAUCUGAACACUAUCGCAGUUUUGAUCUCCAACUUCUUCCUGUGUUCCUACUGCCUCAUCAACUUUAGCUGCUUUCAUGCUUCCAUCACCAACUCACCAGGUUGGAGACCGUCAUUUAACUACUACACCAAAUGGACAGCUUUGUUUGGGGCUGUGAGCUCUGUGGUCCUGAUGUUCUUGUUCACCUGGUGGGCCGCUCUCAUCACCGCCUGCGUUAUUUUUUUCCUCUUUGGAUAUGUCAACUACAACAAGCCAAAGGUGAACUGGGGCUCUUCAGUCCAGGCAGGGAUAUACAACAUGGCUCUGUCCUACUCUGUCUCCCUGACAGAUGUGGAGGAUCACGUCAAGAACUUCAGACCCCAGUGUCUCGUCCUAACCGGGUCCCCGAACCAAAGGCCAGCCCUGGUGGACUUUGUCUCCUCCUUCACCAAGAACAUGAGUCUCAUGAUCUGCGGAGACAUUGUCAGAGAGCAGGACAGUCAGACACGAACACCUGACACUACAGAAUGGCUGGUGAAGUGGUUGAACAAGAGAAGGGUGCGUUCGUUUUAUACUCCUAUCACCACUGACAGUCUCAGAGUCGGAGCCCAACACCUGUUGCAGUCCACUGGUCUCGGCAAAUUAAAGCCCAAUACUCUGGUUCUGGGCUUUAAGACCAACUGGAGCCAGAGUUCUCCAGAGGGCAUCGAAGAUUACAUCCAUACCAUUUUUGAUACAUUUGAUUCCAACUUCUCCGUAUGCAUCCUGAGGAUGAUGUAUGGACUGGACGUGUCCGACCAGUUUAUCUUUGAAGAGAACCCUGUCUUUGAAUCUGACGAUAAUGAUAAACAGCAGCUUCCUGACAUAGAACCAGAAAAUUGACCUAUUGUUGACUGUUCUGCAGUUGACCCUCCCUACAGUGGAGGAGACAGUGAUCAGACGAGGACAGUCUUUCAGAACGACCAGAGGAAGAAGACCAUCGAUGUCUACUGGGUGGCUGAUGACGGGGGUCUAACUCUACUGGUGCCGUAUCUGUUUACCAGAAGAAAACGCUGGAGAAACAGUAAAGUCAGGGUCUUCAUUUUGGGAGAUGAGCAAAAUGUGGAGGAAGCACGCAACAAAAUGUUGGCUCUGCUGAGGAGGUUCCGCCUGGACUUUAACGAGGUCAUUGUGAUAACAGACAGUGAGAAGCAACCACACACCAAAAACCUUAAUCGAUUUACAGACACCAUCGCCCCCUUCAGGCUGUUUGAUGAACAACAGGAGGAGGUCUCCGUGGAGGAGCUCAGGCGUCAAAACCCGUUGAAAAUAUCUGACCAAGAGUUUGAGAUGUUCAGGUGGAAGUCUGAAAGGAAAGUGAGGCUGAACGAAAUCAUGCGGAGUAAUUCACAACACGCUGCUCUCCUGCUGGUAAGCAUCCCUGUGCCACAGAGAGACUGCCCCAGUGCUCUGUACAUGGCCUGGCUGGACACUCUGACCUACGGCCUACACUGCCCGGCGGUGCUAAUACGAGGAAACCAGCAGAAUGUCCUCACGUUCUACUGUCAGUAAGACAACACACCUGAGGAAUGGACAUGUCUCAGUGGGGCAGCCUUUGAUCACUUAAUAACCUGACAACAAAGGAACUUUACUUAUGGAAAUGGAUUUAGAGAUGUGUUUUAAGGUGGACAGGUUUCAUGAUGGAUUUAUGAUUAACAACAACAGUUUGCAUUUUGACUACUUGCUUUCUUAAUAACAAUCACACGCUUUUUAAACAGAAAUUUAACAAAACAAGGCACAUUCACCUUUCCCUAAAGUUCUUUAUUCUGUUUGAGGAUUUUCUGUAUUUGGUAAAAUCUCAAUGUGUAAAAUAAAUUGAAGUAGUCAUUUAGUUGUUUCAACGAGGGGCUGGGAAAGUUCCUCUUACGCAGCUAAUGAGUGCAUAGCUGUGAGAGGUUUCAAAGUUAUACCAUGUGACUGGAGGUCUUUAUGAAGAUGUGACCGCUGAAUUGAUGUCAAAUAUUUAAAGAUUCCUUCUUCUGAAAUGUUAAUUCCCAGUGUUUAGGAAAAUAAAAAAUAAAAGACCCCAUUUAUUCAUGAAACAAAACAACACAAGACAAGAGAUAGCAUAUAUGAGUAAUUCACAGAAGGAUUGAGAAGCAUGGUUGUUAGUAAAUUAUCAGAGUUUUCAAACUACAGCUUUGAAACUGAGCAUCACUUACAAAUGAAUUGCCUAUGUCUUGCAGUUUUCAUACUGUGCAUUUUGUAUUUUUCUUCUUUCUAUAUUUUGCAUUAUUUUUUCAUUCAUUUUUGUUUUUGGUUGUUUUGAUGUGUAGAAAAAAAAUUCCCAUACAAUCAUAAUUGUCUUUCUUAUGUUUUCUUUUAUAAUGACAGAAUUUUGACAACCUUUGACCUAUCUACAGUUCUAUCUACGAUUGGCUUCAUUUAACCCCUUGUGAAUUUAACUUUUCAAACUGAAAAUAAUUAUGGAUGGAUGGUGUGAGUCAGAAGCUCAGAGAGCAGCAUCAGAGUGAAGGUCUUGGGGGAAGAGGUUUUUACACAGUUGUGUUGUUAGUUGUGUUAAUUUUGAAUUAUUUAUAAAUAAACAGGACUGACAUUGAACUGUGUUUGUAAACUUACAAUGGCAUAGCAGAAGCUGAUGGAACCAAAAACAACUAAAAUGCUGCAAAAAAUAUCUUAAACCAGUGGUUCUCAAACUUUGGUACGUGUACCACCAACGGUACGUGUACCACCAACGGUAUGCGAGCACUUUCUAGUGGUACGCAGGGAU